Enterobius vermicularis (human pinworm) is the source of this 570-nucleotide messenger RNA. Lineage: Eukaryota; Metazoa; Nematoda; Chromadorea; Rhabditida; Oxyuridae. The record is from the annotation of a GenBank genome assembly.
AUGGAUAUAUAUAUAUAUAUAUAUAUAUAUAUAUAUAUAUAUGAUGUUGAUUUUCAAAAGCUUUUCUUAAACAGUGAUAACAAAUUUGUUGCAGCAAACAAUAAGCGUGUUAAGCGCUCUGUAGGUCGUCCACCAAAGCGAAAAAGCAACUCCCCGCAAUCUGCCGAUGAAUCUAUUAAGGAAAAAUUAUUACGUCUAGGCUCAAGUCCUUCAGUUAGUGAAACGUCAUCCACUUCAUCUUUGGACUUAAGUAAUGAUUCUACUGUUGUUACUGAGGAAGGCAUAUUCGAUGAAAUUCCUGCAACUUCUGGGGCGACGCUUACUGAGCAUGGGCAGCCAUCAGAUACUGUGGAAGUUUUUGUAACAGUUAUGAAUGAUUAUGAUGAUUGCGUAGUGGAAGAGAAAAAGUUAGUUGAUCUCACUGGUUGUUCUGAUGAAUUAGAUUGUUACGUUGAACCUGAUAUGGAUGAUGUAAUCAUGUCUGUUGUCGAAGAAACGCUCUUUUGUCUUAUAAAUCAGAUUCAUCAGGUUUUUUCAUCACUUCGUUGUAAAUGUGGUUUACCGGAUUAG